AUGAACUAUUAUAAAGUAUGUAAUGAUUCAGAAAGGGAAUUACCUCAAAAUGAAAAUUACAUAAGAAAAUAUAAAUACAAAGAAAUAAUAAAAAAUGAUAUAAACAUAUAUUAUUUAAUAAAAGAAAUAAACCGUCUUAAUGUAAAUAUAAUAUGUGGUAUUCGUAAUGUAGGAAAAACCUAUUUAGGAAAAAAAAUAAAAAAUAGUUUUGUAAUAGAUAUAGAUGAUUAUGUAUUUGAAAAAGAAAUUAAAUUUGAUAAAAUUCAAAUAAGUGAUUUUAGAUAUUAUGAAUAUUUGACAUUUAUUUCAGUACUAUAUAUGUCUUAUUCUAUUUUUGCUUAUAACCCAUGUUCUAAAAGUUAUACAACAAAAGCAGACCAAGAUUGGGAUAAAGAAAAAACAAGACAUGCAGAUAAAUACAAACAAGUGUACAAAGAUGACAAUCUAUUUUUUUUCAUAAAUAAUGAUGUAAAUUUUUAUAAUAAAAAAAUAAAUGAUUUAUAUAAAAAUAUAAAAUAUGAAAUAAACAAAUCAAAUAAUAAUUAUAUUAAUAAUAUUACUAUAAUUUUAGGAGGUGGAAUAAUUGAGUUUGAAAAAUCAAGACAUGUUAUAUCCAAAUUAAAAAAUGUUAUACUUAUAAAAAGAGAUGAAAAAGAAUUAUAUGAAAUAUGUAUUAAUGAUAAAAUUAAACCAAAAUUAUCAGGAAAUUUACAAAAAAUUAUAGAAAAUCGAACUAAAAUAUUUAAUGAAUUAAAUAUACCUUUUCAAUUUUCUAUACCUACAGAAAAUAUUAUAAAUAAAAAUAUAAAAAAUUUAAAUGAAAUACGAAAUAAUUUGAUUGUUACUAGUUUUUUAAACUUUUUUAAUUAUAAAUUUUAUGCUAAACCUAUCAUAAAUCCUAAACUUUUACUUACUCAAGUUUUUUCGAUAAAUUUGGAGGAGUUUCAUUUAUUUAAUUAUAAGUCUAUGGAAUCAGACCAUGAGUUUGUUGAGCUUGUUAUUGACAAGAAGAAUGAAUAUCAUAACAAUGACAAUAAAAUUAGUAGCAAAAUAUUAACAGCCAAUUGUGAUGAUUCACUGAAAGAGAUAAAUGCUAAUUUCCCAUUCAUAGAUUUAGAAUUGCUAGAUCUAGCCAUUUUUAUUAUUCGAGCUUAUACACAUAAACCUAUCAUAAUAAAGCUAAGAAAAAAUAUGACAAAAUCAGGCAAAAUGCAUCUUAACCAUGUAAUAAGCAUAUUUUAUAAAUACAAAAUUAACAUCUUCGACAUAGAUAUUGAUACUGAUGCUGAUACUGAUGCUGAUGCUGAUACUGAUGUAAAUUGUGUAAACGCUUUUGACGAAACAAAUGAAAAUUGCUUUUUCAUAAUUUCAAAAAGUGUAAGCGAAAUGAAUAAAUUACAAAAGUGCAUAAACAUAUCCAAUUUAUUUUAUGUAGAUUGUUUAAAAUUAUCAUUUCAUUUUCUUUCAAAAAAAAAUAAAGAAUUACUCAAUACUAUUUUAAGUGACCAUUAUAAAGAUAAAUUAAAAAAUAAAUCUUUGCAAAAUCAUAAGCAAUAUAUAAAUAAAAAUAGAGAAAAUAUUUUAUUAUAUAAUGUAGAACCUAAAUAUGAUACCUUCUCAUCCUUUUUAUAUAAUCAAAUAGUAGCCUUGAAUUAUAAAAAGUCAAAAAAAAACAAAAGCCAACUAUUAGAUCAAAAUUUCAUGUAUACUUAUUAUUAUACAAAUUGUAUAGUUGCCAUUUGUUAUGCUGAACAUGAUUUGUAA
Plasmodium vinckei vinckei is the source of this 1764-nucleotide messenger RNA. RefSeq names its product pentafunctional AROM polypeptide, putative. Lineage: Eukaryota; Apicomplexa; Aconoidasida; Haemosporida; Plasmodiidae. The record is from RefSeq and is a predicted model, not a curated record. The transcript has a single exon. The coding region runs from base 1 to 1764 and encodes 587 amino acids.